This is a messenger RNA of Closterium sp. Naga37s-1, 975 nucleotides long. Lineage: Eukaryota; Viridiplantae; Streptophyta; Zygnematophyceae; Desmidiales; Closteriaceae. The record is from the annotation of a GenBank genome assembly.
AUGGUGAAACCGCGUAGCAACAAAGCUGGCAAGAAGUUGGAGGGAGGUGACCACGGAAAGGAGACGGAGACAAAUGCUCCUGACGUACCUGUGCCAGACGCUGCUGACAAGAGCCGGGCCAUCUCCCCAGCGACGCCUGCUGUGCUUGGCCCUUUUGAAGACCUGCUUGAUCUGCAAAGCAAGGCGGACAAUGCUGCUGGUACUGGUGAUGGCGUCGCUGUUGACGAGGCGACUUCUGGAGGACAAGAUCAAGUCCCGGUGAAAGAAGGAUCUACUGACAUGGACAAUAAGGAUGAUGAAGAAGAAGACUUGUCUGAUCCGGUCCCGGAGGAGGAAGACGAUGGAUAUCUGAGUGACGACUCGGACGAACACCUGGAACCUGCCUCGCUCUCCAGUGCUUUGGCUCUGAAACGUUUCACAGUAACCUUGCUAGUGCCGAUCCUCAGGAAAACGGAAGUCAAGCGCGCUGCUGUUACGAUAGCUGCGUUGUUGGACGACUGGAAGGACCAGUUAACUCCGGAUGUGCUGCAGACCACGACCUACCAGGAGCUUUCGGCGACCUUCUUCUCUGGCACACGCUACGGUCGGCUGCAAGUCACAUUUAACCAUGUCAGAGACGCGAACUUCGUAUGGAAUCAAGUCAUCAAACACGAGUGUGUGAAUGGGGACAUCAUCGACCUUACCUGGCAAUUCCUUGAAGACGCGCGCUUCCUCCGAGAACGUGUUCUGAACCCGUUGGCGCAGGAGGUGGUGGUCAAGGGGGUGCCGGCAGAAAUCACUGCGGAGCUUAUUCGCCAUCUGCUGGUUGUGUCAAAGCUGGUCAAGCGAGGCAGGAGUGCUUUUGCCAGCGGUUUUGGCUUUCACCAGCCGACGUCGAAGAAACGCUACCUGCUUCAUUACCCGUCACUCACCUGCGAGUUCUGCAGCGGUCCGCAUAUGUCUCGUUACCACGAUCACUAUGUCACGCCGAGAUAG